Molecule: messenger RNA, 1172 nt
Organism: Macadamia integrifolia
Lineage: Eukaryota; Viridiplantae; Streptophyta; Magnoliopsida; Proteales; Proteaceae
Exons: 2
Coding region: 130-1023 (297 amino acids)
Source: RefSeq, a predicted model, not a curated record
UCAUUGUAUCCUUAUACCUUCUAGAACCUAUCAUAGAUUAAGGGUUAGGGUGCCUUGGUGAAAAUCAGUGUUUUCAAUUUGGAUUUUAAAUUCAUGUUCUUUUUUUUUUUUUGGUAAAAUAGUGAGAAAAUGUCAACUUCAAAACAAGCAGUUAAUGAGACUGCAAAAUGGAGCCAAGCAAAUGUAGACACCCUUAUUGUUCUGAUGGUAGAGGAAGUUAAGAAAGGAAAUAGGACUACUUUGACUUUUAAUAAAGCUGGUUGGAACAACAUUGCCAAUAACUUCAAAGAAAAAACUGGGGUCAACUAUGCCAUUGUACAGUUGAAGAACAAAGUGAACAAACUGAGGCAGGAUUAUAGUCAGUUUAAGAAGCUAUUGGAGACAACUGGUUUUGGUUGGGAUACUGCUUCAAGAACUUGUACUGUUGAUGAUGAAUCCAUCUGGGAAUCGCAUAUUAAGGAUAACCCUACUUGGGCACGAUUUAAGAAGCACGGACUACCACAAUGGCCAGAACUAUGUAUGGUAUUUGGUGAUACAUAUGCAGACGGCGAAGGAAGUGGGAGUCAAACAACCAUGUUGGAAACUUUUGGGGCCAAUGAUGCUAGGAAUAUGAUUGAGUCUUGUGAUGAAUCAAGUUCCACUGAUGAAGUUACUCCAUUAGGUGACACUCAAACUGAAGCAGUGGAAAAAAGGCCAGUUACUAAGCAUAGGCAUGAUAGGACUCCAAAUGCGAAAAGGAGGAGGAGCAAGUCUAAUGAUUGGUCAAUGGCAUUCAAGGCAAUUCAAGAUAUUAGUAAAUCAAGGGUAGAACGAGAUGCGAGCAUGUCCACUGCUUUAACCCAAAAUGCGGAACAGAUGUAUGGGAUUACUAGGGCCAUGGAGGUGCUUGAGUCAGGAUAUGAGUUAGAUGAAGCACUAUACGAGAAAGCACUUCGGAAGUUAAUGGCUGACCCGCAAUGGAGAGAAGCAUUAAUUUCCUGCCCUCCUCAUCGGAAGUCAAUACUCCUUCGUACCCUUCAGUAGUUUGCUUCUUGAAAAGUUCUUUUAAUUAGCUAGAUUGAUAACUCUACUUGGAUUGUGCCUUGACCCUACUUUUACCUUUGAUGGUUUGCUAUGUUUUCCUUCACUUUUUAAGAUGUUAUGGAUGACUGUGUCUUGACUUUUUUUUAUAA